AUGUCGGGUGCAGACAGAUCUUCACAUGGUCAAAGACCACAUGGACACCACAGCCACAAAUCCAAUAUACAGUAUGUUGCGAAAGUGAGGUAUUCAAACAACUUACCUCCACCAGCAUGCCCAGCCAAGAUCUUGAAGGACGAUGAAAAUGAAUCUAAGGACGAUAACUUAAAUACACUUGUGACCUCAUUUUUCAGAAAAGAAAAUUUCAAGAAUUUAAUCAGAUUGAAUGACGAUUUGGGAAUGCCUUUGAACCUGAUAAAUUUACCACAUAAGGAUACCGUCAACGGGUUGAAACAUAAUGGAAUGAAUAUUCCAUUACAUCCAAGUGAUCAACUGAUACUUGGAGAUCCAAGCAAGACUAUCAAGACCAAGUCAGAUUCGGUCAGUUUCUUAAGAAGAACCCAAUAUAUAUCAUCGGAUAUACAGAACAGUCAGAAGGCAAACAACAUGUCCAAAAUGAAUGUGAAAAAAGAUGAUUGGUUGGAUCCUAAGACACAGUUGAAAACUAUUGAGGACAUGUUUGAAGCUCCAGCAACAGGCCUUUCGUCCAUAAGACACCCAACAAAGAAACACUUGAAGGCCAAAAAAGUAUGGAAUUUCUUACCAGAUACCUCUAUGCUUGACCAAACAUACUACGAUGUUAAGUUUAUGAGCUCGGCGUCGAUAUCCAAGAAUAAAGACAAGUCAAAAGAUUCAAUCAAGUCUAUGAAUGAUCCUAGAUUGUUGACAUCCCUUUUAAGAGAAAUUGAGUUGAACAAAACUACAAAGUUAGUCUCAUUUUAUCUCACUGAUAAUGCAGACGCUGAAAUUGUUAAACAGAAGAUCGACGAUGAAACGGAGAAUGCUCCUAUCGAUGACAAUGAACUUGAUGAGAUAUUGAAAGACCCAUCCAAUAGUUCUGUGUAUAAAAAGCAAAGGGAUUACGAUGGCACUACUAAGCCUAUUGAACCACUACGCCAACUUGUUAUUACAUUUGAUGAGAAGUCGAACAAUGCUUACUAUGUACCUGUUUCAGGAAAACUAGAGUUGAAGAAGUGUAGAAUUGAUCCAUAUUUGGUUCCAAAGAUCAAGGAAAUGACGUACGACCAGAUUCAUAUGUUCAUUAGAGAGCCGACAAACUCUGAAAUCGAAAACAGGGAUAUUUCAAGAAGCGCUUACGAUCCAAUGGAGUUUGGUACAGAUGAAUAA
Pichia membranifaciens NRRL Y-2026 is the source of this 1191-nucleotide messenger RNA. RefSeq lists its product as hypothetical. NCBI's taxonomy places the organism in Eukaryota, Fungi, Ascomycota, Pichiomycetes, Pichiales, Pichiaceae. Gene Ontology annotation, molecular function: chromatin binding; RNA polymerase II complex binding. Gene Ontology annotation, cellular component: Cdc73/Paf1 complex. The record is from RefSeq and is a predicted model, not a curated record. The transcript has a single exon. Gene Ontology annotation, biological process: transcription elongation by RNA polymerase II. Bases 1 to 1191 code for a protein of 396 amino acids.